CACCAUGUGGUUGGUUUAGUUUUCGCUUAAUUCAGUACAGUAUGUGAACCAGCCAACUCUGAUUUAGGAAAGAACUGCUCCACAUGAUCAAUGCUUUUAUAUGGAGAAUCAAUACAGGCCAAGUUAUUUUGCCAAUUGUGGUUUCUCAAAUGCCUAGAUCUUUGAAAAGUCUCCUCCCUGCUUGUGAAGUAUAAGCCUGUUUAAGACCCUCCUCCAUGCAUUUUCAUUCCAAUUGGCAGGCUGUGUGUAAUGAUAAAUAGGAAGGGAGUCAGCUGUUUGAGAUCUGAAGGAAGCAGAGUGACCUUCUUGGCUGCCUUUUCCAAAACCAGAAACUUCUCACAGAAAUAAAAUAGGGCUAGUGGGCUGCGCUUGUUUCUUUGGGAUCCUUUGUUCUCAUGUCCAAGUAUCACGAGAAGCAACUGUUAGAAAAAGCAGCAUCAAGAAGGCUUAAAAAUGGCAAGUGAUCAAUCAAAUUGCUUUCACUGCAAGGAUUCACUUUGUGGAAAACAAUAUACCAUGAAGGAAGAAAAUGCUUUCUGUGUGAAAUGCUAUGACAGCCUGUUUGCUCACUUUUGUGAAAAAUGUCAGAAACCCAUUGAAUGUGAUGCCAAGGAACUUGCUUAUAAAGGCUGCCACUGGCAUGAAACGUGCUUCAAGUGUGCCAAAUGCCAUCACUCCUUGGUUGAGAAGCCUUUUGCAGCUAAAGACGAGCUCCUGCUGUGUACAGCAUGUUAUUCUAAUGAGUAUUCAUCUAAGUGCUUUCACUGCAAGAGGACUAUUAUGCCUGGUUCUCGUAAAAUGGAAUUUAAAGGCAAUUGUUGGCAUGAAGCUUGCUUUGUUUGCCAGUUCUGCCGGCAACCGCUAGGAACGAAACCUUUGAUUACCAAGGAUGAUGACAAUUACUGCGUGCCCUGUUAUGAGAAGCAAUUUGCACAGUGUUGCUACUCCUGCAAAAAGGUGAUCCCCAAUGGUGGUGUGACUUACCGUGAUCAGCCAUGGCAUAAGGAAUGCUUUCUAUGCACUGGAUGUAAGAAGCAGCUUGCAGGACAUCGAUUCAUUUCCAAAGAUGAACAUCCUUACUGCCUGGAGUGCUUCAGGAAACACUUUGCAAAGAAAUGUGCAGCCUGCACCGAACCCAUUACUGCUCUUGGAGGAGGCAAGUUCAUCUCAUUUGAAGACCGCCAAUGGCACAGCGACUGCUUCAAGUGCAGCAAAUGCACGUGCUCCCUGGUGGGGAAAGGGUUCCUCGCCCAGCAAGAUGAAAUCCUCUGCUGCAGCUGUGGGUGUGCUACUUAACGCAGGAGCUCUUCAAGGGCUUCUGAUCUUUGAUAUCCAUGCAAACUUUGCAGCCAUCCUUGACUUCUUUUUGGAACUGUAGGCAGUACCUGUAAAGAAGAGGGCAAGAAGCAGCAAGGUGGAUGGACUCAAUUACAGCAAUGAUGGAUGCACAGUUGGAAGUCAUGAAGGGCCAAGUUGGGGAGAUAUCAUCCUGGAGAAGUUCUAUCUGUUUGGCUUCAAUGAAUUGACACCAACCUUAUGGCAAAUGAUAUUAAACAACAACAACAUAUUUUAUUUCAGUAAGAUGUAUGUAUAGUGUUGGUGCUUCUUUGUUCAAGGAAAUGCUUAUAUUGGUAUAGUAUCUGUGCUUUAACCCCAUUGCCAACUUGCACAAGAAUUUCCCCUCACCAAUUUUUUCCCUAAUAGAAAAAGCAUAAGAAUCAGAAAUCAAAAGGCAUAAGAAACAGUCAGAGUGUGGCUCUGGGAUCAUUAUCUGCUUCUCAUGAAUACAGUUCAUCACAUUUGCAGGACAUCUUUUAUUUUUUAGCAAUUUUUCACUGAAAUAUUUUUCACUGAAAUAUUUUUCACUGAAAUAAAUAUUGCGAGCUCUCUUCCUGAAACUCAGUGUUCCACUUCUUGAAUGCAUUCUAAGUUUAGCUGUUGAACAGGUCACAAGUCAGCAAUCUUUUCUGGACCUGGAUGUAUUGCACGAUGGCUUGAGCUCCCCCCAAAAUUAAAUGAUUUGAACUCAGGAGAAAACACUAAAACUCACACUAUUUCAGUGGAGAAUGGCAACAUCUUGUGAGAUUUCAGUAUUGCAGCUCAGUAGUUUUCUGUGAAUGCUCAAUAUCUCACAUGAGAUUGAUGAAAGUUUGCCAAAUCUUUUAUGAUUUUUGGAAAUAUUUAUUUAUUUAGGGAGUGGGGACACCUCUUGAUGGCUCAGCAAGCCCUCUGAUAUCUGCAGAUGUUGUAGCAGAUGUUGCAAGUACUGUAGCAAAAAUGUGUUCUCUGCCAGCCUAUUCCUAUCUGUUUAAUAAGGGUUUGAUCUGUGAAUUCAGUAGGGAUUUUUUUCAUUCUUUGAGAUUUCGUUCUUGCUGAAAUAAAUGUGAUUGUGUGUUGAAUAGGGUUGAUUUCUUAAACAAUGAAGUAAGGAAGUAUCUUAAAAUAAUUGGAGGGCUAAUCUACCCAAAGAGACCCAUUACUCUUUGAAAGAAUCCCAUAUGUUUUUAGUAAUGUCUUUUCUUUUUUUAUUGUGUAUUUUAUGUAUAAUGAUCGGUCAUACAUAAAACUAUCAUAGGAGAGUGUGUGUAUGCAUAUAUACAAUACACACAUACAUAGACAUAGACACACACACACAUCCUCUAGCGCUCUUAAUAAUUGCUGGGAUUUAGACAUGGCUUUCUAGGAAACACUACAUACAUUUUAUUUAGCUGGCCUAGACCAUGGUUUUGUUUUUUUCUCUGAUUGAAAAAGAAGAAUGAAACUGCAUUUCUGUACAAUGCAAUCUACCCAACAACUAGUAAAAAUUAAAAUAAAAUUGAAU
Python bivittatus (Burmese python) is the source of this 2821-nucleotide messenger RNA. RefSeq names its product four and a half LIM domains 5 (gene FHL5). NCBI's taxonomy places the organism in Eukaryota, Metazoa, Chordata, Lepidosauria, Squamata, Pythonidae. Gene Ontology annotation, molecular function: transcription coactivator activity. The record is from RefSeq and is a predicted model, not a curated record. Gene Ontology annotation, biological process: positive regulation of transcription by RNA polymerase II. Gene Ontology annotation, cellular component: nucleus; Z disc.